Guyanagaster necrorhizus is the source of this 165-nucleotide messenger RNA. Its product is annotated as ribosomal protein S30. Lineage: Eukaryota; Fungi; Basidiomycota; Agaricomycetes; Agaricales; Physalacriaceae. The record is from RefSeq and is a predicted model, not a curated record. Gene Ontology annotation, molecular function: structural constituent of ribosome. The annotation marks the transcript as partial. The transcript is spliced from 2 exons. Gene Ontology annotation, cellular component: cytosolic small ribosomal subunit; ribosome. Gene Ontology annotation, biological process: translation.
GUUCACGGAUCUCUUGCCCGUGCUGGCAAAGUCAAAUCACAAACACCAAAGGUUGAAGCCCAGGAGAAGAAAAAGACACCCAAGGGCCGCGCCAAGAAGCGUGUUCUAUACAACCGUCGAUUCGUCAAUGUGACGACUCUACCUGGAGGCAAACGACGAAUGUGA